UUAAUCCACUCACUCACUGGUUAGAAGAUAUUAGAUAUUCUCUCUUCUUCGCUUCUUCCUCUUCUUCUUCUUAUUCUCUUUUAAAAAUAAUAAUAAGAAAAAAAAAAAAUCAACGUCUUCUUCCACCAAAAAAUAUCUGACAACACCCCCAUAUGAGUUAGCACCACUGAUUCACACCGCCAUAACCAAAAAUCUUAACUUUCCAAUCCCACCUUUGACCACACCUAACUAAUUUCCCUUCUUCCAUGGCUGCCACAGCAGCAGCAGCGUUUCGAUCGAAGAAUCCACACAUUUACAGGGAAGCCACAACCCACCUUAGGCAGCUCCUCCUCUUCAGCCACCACAUGCACGGUGGCCGCACCACCCCAAUCUCCCUCCCUCCGGCCACCACCAAGUGGGACCACCCGUUCUCCAACACUCCUUACCACUUCACCUCCUUCAAGCCCCUUUCUCUCCGCGGCAAUUUCCCAAACCCUUCUCCAACCAGAUACGAGGUUCUCGACUCUUAUGGGGACCCUCCCGAGCUCUGGAAUGGCGGCGGGAUUGUAGUCAGGAAUUCUAAUAACAGUUUUGAUGCCGGUGGUGGCGGUGGCAGUGGCGGCGGAGGUGGCGCUGGUGGUGCGGCCGGUUCCGGCGAUUCGGGGCCUUUUGAUUCAAAGGAUGGGUGCUGGGAUGGAACCACUAUUGGGAAUAGUUUUCCAACGCCAAAGGAGAUUUGCAAGGGGCUUGACAAGUUUGUGAUUGGCCAAGAGAGGGCCAAGAAGGUGCUUUCUGUGGCAGUUUAUAACCACUAUAAGAGGAUAUUUCAUGAAUCUUCACCCAAGUGGCCUGCAGGAGGUUACAGCAGCAAUGGUGAAGCUGAUGCAUCUGAUGAUGAUAGAGUUGAACUUGAGAAAAGCAAUAUCCUUCUCAUGGGGCCAACAGGAUCAGGGAAGACAUUACUAGCCAAAACUUUGGCACGGUUUGUAAAUGUUCCCUUUGUUAUUGCAGAUGCUACUACACUAACUCAGGCUGGUUAUGUUGGAGAAGAUGUGGAGUCCAUAUUAUACAAGCUACUCACCGUUGCAGAUUAUAAUCUGGAAGCUGCACAGCGAGGCAUUGUUUACAUUGACGAAGUUGACAAGAUCACCAAGAAGGCUGAGAGCCUUAACAUCAGCAGAGAUGUCUCUGGUGAAGGCGUUCAGCAGGCAUUAUUGAAGAUGCUUGAGGGAACGGUUGUCAAUCUUCCUGAGAAGGGAGCUCGAAAGCAUCCAAGAGGUGACAGUAUUCAGAUUGACACAAAGAACAUACUUUUCAUUUGUGGAGGAGCCUUUGUUGACUUAGAGAAAACAAUCUCAGAAAGGCGUCACGAUUCUUCAAUUGGAUUCGGGGCACCUGUACGUUCAAACAUGAGAACGGGUGGUGUAACAGAUGCUGCCGUUACAUCAACUUUAUUAGGAACUGUCGAAAGUAGUGAUCUUAUUGCAUAUGGAUUAAUACCUGAAUUCGUUGGGCGGUUUCCUAUCCUUGUCAGUUUGUCAGCUUUAACUGAAAAGCAACUCAUUCAGGUCCUCACAGAGCCUAAGAAUGCUCUAGGGAAGCAGUACAAGAAGAUGUUCCACAUGAAUGGAGUAAAGCUGCAUUUUACAGAAAGCGCUCUGAGAUCAAUUGCUAGAAAAGCAAUAUCUAAAAACACCGGUGCUCGGGGCUUACGAUCAAUAUUGGAGAGUGUGCUGGUAGAUGCCAUGUACGAGAUUCCCGAUACAAGAACAGGAGACGAUAUUAUAGAGGCUGUUGUUGUUGAUGAAGGGGCUGUUGGUGGUGAGGAGCGUGGGAAAGGGGCCAAGAUCCUUUAUGGCAAAGGGGCAUUGGAGCGUUAUCUUUUAGCUCAAAAGAAUAUUUCAGAGACCACAGAGGCACCGGCCGGAGAGCACGAAGCAGAGGCGGAACUUCCUUCCAUUGUUGCAAGCAUGUAAUCCAUUGCUGUAUUUAUCUUUGUACAUAGCAAGUUGAUACAUUUCUUGAAUAAUAUAGAAGGGUCCAAGUCACAUAAUGUAAUAUCUUAUAGUAACUUUCUAGCUUCUAUGGUCAUUCCAACAAAUUACAGCAAGGUAAACUAAUUGUCCCAUACCACUUUUUUAGUGUACAAUACCUGAUUCAUGUACACAAGUUUUGUGCAGAA
Messenger RNA from Arachis stenosperma, 2161 nucleotides. Its product is annotated as CLP protease regulatory subunit CLPX1, mitochondrial-like. Gene Ontology annotation, cellular component: mitochondrial matrix. Gene Ontology annotation, biological process: proteolysis; protein folding; protein catabolic process. The coding region runs from base 246 to 1955 and encodes 569 amino acids. Lineage: Eukaryota; Viridiplantae; Streptophyta; Magnoliopsida; Fabales; Fabaceae. The record is from RefSeq and is a predicted model, not a curated record. The transcript has 15 exons. Gene Ontology annotation, molecular function: ATP hydrolysis activity; ATP-dependent protein folding chaperone; ATP binding.